This is a messenger RNA of Talaromyces proteolyticus, 677 nucleotides long. RefSeq lists its product as uncharacterized. The record is from RefSeq and is a predicted model, not a curated record. Lineage: Eukaryota; Fungi; Ascomycota; Eurotiomycetes; Eurotiales; Trichocomaceae. Gene Ontology annotation, biological process: mycotoxin biosynthetic process. Bases 12 to 599 code for a protein of 195 amino acids. The transcript is spliced from 4 exons.
GUCUAAGAAGCAUGAAGACACACAAUACGGUAUUCUCUCCUGCAUUAUCUGCAGUUAGAUACAAAAAUCUUGUUUCGACAGCUGGGAUCGCUAGUCUCCAUGAUACCUCUCCAUACCAAGGUCCACCAUCCGAAUAUAAUAAUCAACUCUGGGAAGAUCUAUAUCAAUUCGGUAUCACCAGAAUACCCAUGAGCGAAGCUACCCAGCUGGCAAACAGAACCGUGCCUAUAUCAGAUGAUCCGGGCUACUACGCUGUGACUCUAGAUGUCUUCCAUCAACUUCAUUGCCUAAACAUGAUUCGACAAACUGUUUGGCCAACUGGUCCGAUGGAUUUCAAUCCAAUUCAUGUGGAUCACUGCAUCGACUCGAUUAGACAGAGUCUCAUGUGUUCUAGCGAUAUCACUCCCAUACCAUACAUUUGGUUUACGGAGUAUCAAGAGGCCCUUCCGGUAACUAAUGUGUUGCGUACGUGUCGUGACUUCGAUGUGUUACGGGAUUGGGCUCAAGAACGUCAAUCUUUUACCUUCAAUUCUACGAUCUAUGUAGAUGACCCUCUGGGCAAUGUUUUGAUUGAACCUAUAGACAAUAUGGUGGUCUGAUUGUUAUAUAGUGGGGUUAUAUUGACGGUCAAAACAGGAUUUAUUGAAAUUGUAGACGCGAUAUAUAAUGGAUAUCCC